AUGACUGCUCCUGUUGAACUAAGCUUUGUUGAACUUCCAGUUCGGAAGAGGAGGCCACUGGUCAAGAAGAUCAAUGUGUGGUAUCCUGUGAUAUAUCCAAGUACUUGGGCUGCCUACCUUUUGAAAGAGUUCAGCUUUCUUCUGCUGGGUGGACUGGACUUGCGGCAGACGACACAAUGGCAGCAGCUGUUGUCUGACUUUUGGGACAAACACAUUUUGUAUGAUCCUGAGCAUGUCAUGAACGGACCAGGGGCACCUGUCCCUUCACACACGAUCCCGAUCUACGUUCAUGGUGACGAAGGUCGUGGCAAGUACAAACUACCAAUCAUGGUGGAAGGGUGGCAGCCCUAUAUUUCUUUCAAGGGCCCUGGCUUCAAGAAUAGCAGUGGGCAUUCCUACUGCACUCGCUUUCUGUAUGCUGUGCUGCCAGCAGAACUUUACUGGGGCGACUCCACCCUCCACAAAUUGAACGAAGCCUUUGCCAAGGUUUCAACCCCGGCCGGGCCCAUCAAGCUGCACUUUGCAAUGGUGGGGAUCAAAGGCGACUGGGUCUACUUGAGGAAGGAGUGGUAUGAUUUCUCCGACAGUGCACCCUGGCGCUUCGAUGAGAGCGCGGCCCCUUUCCGCGAUGAUACUUCUUCUCCAAUGUGGUCCAUACCUGGGAUGACGAAUCCAAUCAGAGCUCUUGUGGACCCUGCCCACACAUGGCAUAUUGGGUGGCUUGGUCUAGCGGUCUAUUGGGCUCAGUCUUACAUGUGCAUGCAAGCAUGUAUUCUAGCUAAGUGUGGGGCGAGACUUUGUGGUCUCGGGCUUGGUUCUGCUUUGCAAGAUGAAUCUUAUUCGUGGAAGAGGUUUGCAAAGCCGCUUGACGAGAGCCUAUGGCCACUAUGCUGCUUGGUGCCAUGA
Symbiodinium sp. CCMP2592 is the source of this 906-nucleotide messenger RNA. The record is from the annotation of a GenBank genome assembly. Lineage: Eukaryota; Dinophyceae; Suessiales; Symbiodiniaceae.